This is a messenger RNA of Acanthochromis polyacanthus (spiny chromis), 10139 nucleotides long. RefSeq lists its product as uncharacterized. Gene Ontology annotation, molecular function: guanyl-nucleotide exchange factor activity. The record is from RefSeq and is a predicted model, not a curated record. NCBI's taxonomy places the organism in Eukaryota, Metazoa, Chordata, Actinopteri, Pomacentridae.
GAGAAUGAGAUGAACGGAGAGAGGAGGGCGACGAGGCCUCGGCGGUGACCGGUCGAAUCAACAGCUUCUGUCCUCCGGCGAGGACACGCUGCCUCUGCUCACACUAAUACCUCAGACAUGCUGUCACACUCAGGCACAUCCCCUCCUCCCAUCCUACUCUCCACUCUCUUUCUAUUUUGUGCCUCGUCUUUUUGCACAUUUGCCUCGUCACCCGGUAGAGCCAGUGCAUUAGCAGAGCCCAGAGGACGACCGGAGAGAGGAAGAGUAGAUGACAACAGAAACAAAACAUCAUCAGCACAUGUUCGUCCUCCGGCUGAAAGCGAGACACGCGACUCUCAGAUAUGAUGAACAAGUCGUGCUGUUGCAGGAACCUUAAAUCUCUGGAAGGCUCGAUCCAGAACCUGCUGUCCGUGCUCUACCCGCCCUUCGAGGCCACCGCUCCCACUCUCCUCAGCCAGCUCUUCCAAAUCAUCGACAGUCGCUUCCAGGGAGACGCCCUGCGCUGUUUGCUGGACUUUCUGGUCCCGGCCAAACACAUCUUGGACACCGUGCAGCAGGCUGCAUGUGCCCAGUACUCUGACGUCCUCUUCCUCUGUGAGGGCUGGCCUCUGUGUCUACGGGACCGAGUCGUCGUCCAUCUGGCGCCCAUCGACCCCCUGCUGCUCCGUCCCGGUGACUUCUACCUGCAGGUGGCGCCGUUCUGCGACCAAUCGGCUCGCAUCGUGGUCUGCAGCCUCCUGGAAGAGGAGGAGCUCCAAGCAGAGGUAGUCGAGGAGACGCCGAUCCCUGAGACGUCGUAUCCCUGCAUCUUCAGCCUCGACUGGUUGGAUGAGGUCAACCUCGGCCGCCGCGGGACGCCUCUCAGCCGAUGCCUGCUCGCCGCCGAGCAGGGCGUGGUGAGGUUGCCAUGGGAACGGGUGGCCGUGCCUGAUUUCGUGGACGUGCCUCAGAGCUCUGGGAGUAGCAUGGCCUCUGCUCCUUCCUCAUUUCCUCCUUUACUGCCUCUGCUUCCUCUUCCUCCUCCUCCUCUUCCUGACUUUACUGAGAAUUCCUCAUCUUGUAAAUCUUUCCCUCUUUCCUCUGCGAAGGAAUCUGCACCGAAGCAACAGAAUUCAGUUCUAACGUCUUCCUCGCGUCCUUCUGCCUUCUCUGUGGAGACCAGGAUAUGUCCAGCGAAGCACGGCAUCGCUGUGUCGCUUUGCCUGGUGGAUUCUAGCGCUGCCGCUUCAUCCAGACCGGUGAAAGUUAAAGAACCUGAAGCCGAUCCUAAACCGAUCGGCUGGGUGUCGCCUAACACAUGGGACAGCAGAUUCACUGGGACGAAACCAAACACAGCCAGUAAAACCAGCACCGCUGCAGAUACAGGCAGCCCUGAUAAAACUAUACGCAAAGGUGGGAGUAAAAGAGAUUCUAAAAACCUGCAAGAUUCAAGCAGAAGAGCAGCAGAAGGUGAAUACAUCGAUAUCCAGCAGGCCGUGAAGCUUUUCGGUCAAACUCCGUCACUUUCAGAAGAACGACCGACAUCAGACGCACAAAUGGAAGCACAAAGAUUUCCACCGAGGCAACGACCAGCAGCUACACCGACACAUGUUCAGCUGCCUACACAACCACAGAGUCCUUCUAGAUGUGGUGCUGCUGCUUCGUCUGCAGGACCUCCAUCGUCCCUCCACCGUUCCCCUCCACACCAGGCUUACCCCGACUCCCUGGAACCCUCUGAGUGUGCUCGUUCCUCAGAGAAGCCGUGCACGCCCUGCAUGAAGCGGAGGCAGGGCGGGAAGGUCAGCAGAGCCCAGGAGCUGAGGUGUCGAUACAGAGACUCCUACCAGGCUGCUCUACAAAACCCCGUCAGCUUCGGACAGGACAGAGUCAGGGGGAACAUGUCGGCUCUGAUGGAGGAGGACGCUGACAGACGGGGACCUGAAACAGAGGAUCCAUGGUGCAACAUUCAGGGAAUGUCCUCUGUCAGCGGAGAUGUUUGUAAGGAGUCAGGAGAAAAGAAUACCUUUCCAUACUGGAAACCAGGAGACGCAAACACAGCUCCCUGCAUGGAUUACAGGGCCGUGAAUGCUUUACCGUUUGGUGGACGACCAGAGGAGAAGACUGAAAGGACCUCUGUGAUAUUUAGAGAACCACAGGAAGUACGAUCCUCCAGAUGUUACGGGAACGUACACAACGAGAAUGGAACAAACCCAGCAGCAGAGCCAGGGAUAAUCACUUCCAAAGCUUUAACAAACGGUCCUGAACAGUCAGAUGUCUCCUCUGAACACCACAGAUUAGCGUUUAGCUCGAGGGAAAUCUCUGGAGCGCGCGCGACCCUCAUGCCUCAUGAAAGGCCUCAGAACAGAACCAGCUCUGCAGCGACACGUGCAGACUUUUCCACGUCAGCGUCACCAAACAGAAGAGAGCGCGUGUCGGAUCGAAGAUGCUCGUCGCUGUCCACGGCGGUGGUGGAGACCUCAGAGAGAUGUGAGGUGGUGAUAGUUGAAGGUCUGAAUGUCCGGAGAAGAGAAAAGGCCGAGUCCUGUGUGGAGGUUCCUCAGCUGCAUGUGGUUAAAUGUAAAAACAGCACCGCGUUUGGGCUGGUUUCACCCAAGAUCAGCAGGAGGAAGAUGGUCGCUGCAGAUGCUGCUCAGCCUGGCGGUGCUUCCAUCACCAGCAGGAAUGGUCCUCUAACGGAGAACCCGUCAAACACAGAUCCAUCUCCAUCGGCGGGGCCACAGAAGAUCUCCCAGCAUGCCUCUGCUCGUCCCCGACCGGACCACCUCCCCCUGGGAUCCCCGGACCCCAGAGCCCACCCCCUCUACCUGGGACUAGCAGCUCUAACAGGCAGCAGAGACCGGACAGGCAGAGCGAUAGUGGAGCUCUAUGGAGACCACCAGGGAUGGAGAUCAGCUGGAACCAGCCAGGAGCUCUUCCAGAUGCUGCUUUACUUCCACUCCAUCACCAGGAAGGAAAUCAGAGAAGCCGGCUUGACGCUCAUUUUUGAUGCCAGGAAAAUAAAUCCGCAACCACAGCUUUAUAAAGCUCUGAUGACCCUUCAGGAGCGAUGCCCUCAGGCCGUCAACAGUUUGAUCGUUCUGGUUGACAAAGAGAACAACCUCCGUCCAGAGAAGUGUCCUGGGAUACAGACGGACGUGAUGACGUCGAUGAAGUCUUUGCUCAGACUGGUGGAGGGGAAUCAGCUGAGCUCCCGGUUGGACGGCUCUCUGUCUCAGAGCCACUGUGAUUGGACGGAGCUGCACCAGAAACUCUUCCCGUUCGUGUACGAUCUCCAUGAGGCGUCCAGCCUGCUGCUGAGAGCCAUCAGUAAGUUGAAGGAGCCUCAGAGGACGGACGCUGUGCAGACUGUGCAGCAGUGCAUGAUGGACCAGAGGACGCUGAUGAGGGACGUUCUGGAGGACGGUCGGCUGGUCGGUCUGCAGAGGGAUGGAGGGUCCAUCCUGGCCCGGCUGAGGAAGGAGAGCGACCUCAGAUACCCCCACUGUGAAGACCUCAGUGACGCCGUGGACUCGGUCACCAGUUUGUACAACCAUGUGGAGGAACAGGCUCACGUCCUGGUGCAGAAGUCCAACAUGUGUCUGGAACAUCUGGAGUUCCUGCUGCAGCUCAGAGAGAUGGAGGCACACUUCACACAGAUUCAGCAGUGGUAUAACGUAGAGGGAGAGCGCCACCUGCUGGAGGCUGAAUCAGUGGAGGACUCUGGAGACCGAAUGGAGCAGAUCCUCAACAGCUUCACCGGGUUUCUGAUAGAAGCCAACGACCGGAGGCAUCACGCCAUGUCGCUGGUGUCGGAGGCCGAGCGACUGCAGCAGAGCGGGGUUUCCUACCCGGAGACGGAGGCCUUCAGGGCCCUGGUCUGCAGCUUCAGGUCGGGUCUGGAGGACUUCCUGUGCCGGGCGGAGGCCUGUGGCAGAGAGCUGCAGAUCAUGGUCAACGUGUGUGAUUUCUGUGAGCAGGCGACUGCACUGGCCGGUGAAUGCAUCGAUUAUCUGGACCAGACUCAGUCCAGGAUCCAAACACCACCAGAUGAAAGUGCCUCCCAGGUCAACCAGAACCCAGACUCCAGUCCGAACAACGCUCCGUCCUCAGACAGCUCCGUCCUCCAGGCCUUCCAGGACCGGUUGCUCCACUUCAGCCCGGACAGGUUCCAGGAGGUGAAGUCUCAGGCCGGCGCCCUGCGAGGCUCUCGGGGAUGCGGGUCUGGAACGUGGCCUGGCUGCGGUGUCAGGAAGCCCGGCAGCAGCUCCAGGAGAGGAUGCAGGACGUGGACCAGGUUCUCCACCUGCAGCCGGAGUCCAGCGGCUGGUGUGAAGGUCUACGUGGACGUAGUGAGCACCAAUGUUCAAACCCCCGGUGGUCAGAGCCUGGUGGUGCAGUCCACCCCCGGACCUCGACACCCGCAGUGGGAGGGGAUCGUGUCCGGAGCCGUGGAUUUAGGGAAGAGGAGGCCGAUCCUGGGCAGCGACGGUGCUGAUCCAACAUCUGGAGCCUGCUGCAACGCCAAAGCUGAAGAUCUCAGAGAAGCUGGAGCCUCCAAAUCUGCUCCUCAGUCACCUCACAGUAGAUCAUCCAGGAGAGCAGAGAGGGAGGCUCGGAGGAGGCAGACCAGCAGAGCGAGGACUGAGCGGGACGCUGCUGCUCUGUCUCAGUCCCACACCGUCGGCUGCCAGUGGUUUCCGUGGAGUCGAGGUCUGGGCUCCAGGUCGGUCAGUCAGGACUCGUGCGCCGCCUCCGGAUCUUUAACUCCUCCUGAGCAGCGGGUUCGGCCUCCCUCUUCCUGCUCCCACCACGGCCAGCCGUCCUGUCGGAUCCUCCAGGAGGCCCAGAAGUUUCAGAUCUCCCGUCACGGCAGCUUCUGCUCCGAGGACUCCUGUCUGAGCGAACGGGGGGCGGCGGGGGGAAAUAACGGGGGUUUGUGCCUCAAACACUCCAGCCUGCCCAUCGGGAGAUACGAGGGGGCGUUCUGUCCACAGGAGAGCCCCAGCAACGCCCUGCGGCUGCAGCGUGUGAUGGAGGAGCUGGUCUUCACCGAGAGGGAGUACGUCCGCUCGCUGGGCUACAUCCUCACCCACUACCUCCCCCUCAUGGACCGGCUGGACAUCCCCCAGGACCUGAGGGGCAAGAGAGGCGUCAUCUUCGGCAACCUGGAGAAGCUCCACCACUUCCACAGCCACUACUUCCUGCCGGAGCUGGAGGCCUGCCAGAGGGAGCCGGCGAUGGUGGCGCGCUGCUUCCUCAGACAUAGCGAGAGUUUUGGCCUCUAUGCUCUGUACAGCAAGAACAAACCUCAGUCAGAUGCUCUGAUCCUGCACCGACGCCACGACAUCUUUAAGAGGAAGCAGCAGGAGCUGGGUGACAUGAUGGAUCUGUCUUCCUACCUGCUGAGGCCCAUCCAGAGGAUCAGUAAAUACAGCCUCCUGCUGCAGGACAUGCUGGCUCUGGCCGCUUCCUUCAGGCCCAAAGACGUGAUCCAGGACUCCCUGUUCAGCUCCAGUGUGUGCGAUCCGGCCGUCCAUGUUCCACAUCUGACCAACGGCGAGCGAGAGCGAGAGAAGGCCGAGAUCCAGGCGGCCGCAGACCUGGUUCGCUUUCAGAUGCGUCACGGCAACGACCUGCUCACCAUGGACGCCAUCCAGGACUGCGAUGUGAACCUGAAGGAGCAGGGCCAGCUGAUUCGACAGGACGAAUUCACGGUUUUCUUUCGGAAGAAGAAAUGCAUCCGCCGCAUCUUCCUCUUCGAAGACCUGAUUCUCUUCAGCAAGACCAAGAGGACGGACGUUGGAAAUGAUGUUUACGUCUACAAGCAGUCAUUCAAGACGAGCGACAUCGGGAUGACCCACAACUCUGGGCUGGGCGGUCUGUGUUUUGAGAUCUGGUUCCGCAGGAGGAAGAGCGAGGACACCUACACCCUGAAGGCCUCCAGCACGGAGCUGAAGAAAGCCUGGACCACCGACCUGGAGAGGAUGUUAUGGGACCAGGCUGCUCACAGCAGAGAGCUUCGUAUGCAGGAGAGGGUUUUUAUGGGAAUGGGUCGCAAACCUUUCAUGGACAUUCAGCCCAGUGAUGCUGCCAUCUGUGAUCGAGCCGUCAGCUGUGUGCUGCCGGGGAGGAUCCCUGUGGCGUGUUGUUCACACAGGGGCGUAGAACUCCCCGUCCUCCCUCCAUCGGCUCCGGCAGCACCGCCUCCACCACCCUCAGCCAGUCGUCCUCCUCGUCCGGCCGCGGCUCGCUGCCCCCUGCUGGUUUUACUGGGAACCAGUCGCAGGGAGUCGACGCCAACCCGGCCGUCUCCUCGUCCCCGACGCCGUGACCGACAACGAACUCAACAACCAGCACCUCCAUCACCACCUUCAUCAGCUUCACCUCCAUCGGAGCUGUGAGCGGUGGAGAAGCCACCCUCUGAUGGACAGCACUGAAUCAUCGGGGGAUUGCAUGAAUCUCUUCAGCAGCACGGACCACAGCUGUCUAUCCGCCAUCAGUGGAGAAAUAGUGGACGAUUCCUCGGUUGCAUCCCAGAACUCGAAGGCCCACCCGGCUCUUUGUCGGACCUCCAGCCUGAGGAGGAACGGAUCACCAGCAGCGACCAGGAAGAAGCCGGGCGUCCCCUCCAAACCUCCACAUCUGGCUCAGAGUGAGGAAAUAUUAAUCGGGAAAUCUACAGAAGUUUGACCCUGGAUCCCCAGCAGGAGAUCAGUGAUCAGCACCCUCUGCUGGGUUCUGCUCUGGUCUCCCUGCAGAUGGACGAUCAUCGAAACUACAUAGAUGUGUGUCUGAUGCGGCUGCAGAACCACGAGGCAGCAGCUUCUCAUCACAAGGCUCUGCUGUUUUAGUGAAGCAGCUGUGGUUUGGUGUCUGUUUCACAUCUCGGUCAUUCAUGUGCGGAUCUGCUGAUCACAUGACUCGUCUUUGCACGAGAGAAGAAGAUCCACGGACGAUGUCAUUGACUUAUUUAUUCAUGGAGGGAGAGACGCAAAUUAUCUCCCUAAAUGAUACAUUUAAAAACUUUUCCACUCUGCAGAAGAAAGCUCAGGAUAGGAGUGGCUUUUAUGUUUUCUGCUGCUACACAUUAAAUCACCGAAUAUUCAGUUUCCUAUCAUGGAAAAUACCUUUUUUCUUAAGUGUUCGGGAGAUAAAAUGUUUUUAUGUGACUUAUCUACAGACUACGCCGUUAAAAACUGCUAAAAGGCCAUUUUAAGAUGCAUUUUGGAAGCAAAUUGUCAUUCUACCGUAACAAAGGAGCCAUUUGAGUAUAUUCUGUCUGUACGGCUGCACAUAAACAGGGAUCAAGAGGUUUCAGAAGCGUUUAAACACAGAGGACCAGCAUCUGCAUCCAGAGCUCAUGGUCUUUUUCUGUUUGUCAGCAGUCAGGACGCUGCUUCUGAAGUUAUUGUUUAUCAUCAUUCAUUUAUUCAUUGUUUUGGUUACAAGAAGAAUAAUGGAGCCUGGAUGCAGUUCAGAUCCAGAGCUGUGAAAUGGCCGUGAGCCCAGGACCAGCUGAAGAACUUCUGACCAUAGAUGGAGAAACAUCUGGAAGCUGCACAGAUGGAAAGGUCAGAUCAUUUGGAGGUGUAGGGGUUCAUAUUUAAGACAUUUUCUGUGAAGAUUUUCAUAUUUUUUGAGGACGUUUUUGCUACUUGAGUCUUUUUAACUUUCAUUUUUACCUGAAUGACUCAACGGUUCUUUCUCUGAGGGGACAGACCACUACCUUCAUGUUCGUUCAACGCAGAGAGACACAAUCCUGACCCUGCGUUGUCAACAUCAUCACAACCAACACAAACUGCUGCAAGCCGAAACCACUUUUUGUUGUUUAGGGUCCACAGAUGGUUCCACACUGAUCAGCUUCACCUUUGUCAUUGUUUGACGGCUUUUUAAAUGUAUUUUCAUGUUUUCUUUACUGACGAAAAUCUGAGUGAAUUGUGAUUUUGUUUUCUUUCAAAGCCACUAACUUUUUAUGACAUCCUUGUUUUUUUCAGUUUUCUAUCCAUUUCUUUCUUUCUUUCUUCUUUAGCUUCCUCUUUUGUCUUUCAUUAUUGCCUGAGUAAUUCUGACUUGAUAAUUCUCAUUUCAGGGGUCAGGGGUUUGUGGUUUCGGUGGAAUCGAUUGCAGUAAUAAGAGGAUGUGGCACCAAACUGUUCCACUUCCUUCUAUCCUCAGAUCACGACAAUUCCUCAGACGGGCAGCUGGACUCUGACAGGUUUUUUUUAGCAGAUGAAGCCCACUGAGACUUUGCUGCAUCCUCGUUUCCUCCCUAAAAACAAGCUCAACUAUAACAUAGCGAUUUAUUAAAAGUAGGGCUGUCCGAUAUCGGCUUUUUUGCCGAUAUUGUCCAGCUGACAAUGACAAAACGAGACAAAAAAUGACAAAAGCGUGAAAUAGAAUGACAAAAAUCAGACAGAAAAGACAAAAAUAAAAACAAGACAAAUUAUGACAAAAAUUAGACACAAAAGGCACUUAAACAGUGACCUAAACGAGCAGAAUGAAGCAGGAAAAUGGAACGAGAGGAUAAAAAUGUACAACAAAUACAGUUAAAGAGUUGUUCAAGAGUCAAAACAUGUAGGUUAUCUUUAAACAUUAACACUGGCUCUUUUUUGCUGUAGUUUUUCAGCAUCAGACGAGCCAAACAUCUGCAGGAAUUUCAAAAUAAAAGACGGUUUUUUAAGCUAUUUAGUGAAAUGUGAGUGUGCUCCUGCAUGCCACGCUGCACUUUGCUGAAAGGUGGAUUUAUUUUGGCUGUAGUUGUUUCUUACACGCCCCCUUCAGAUGAAAACAUGGAUAAACAUUAGGAUGUCCGAUAUUGGCUUUUUGGCUAAUAACGAUAUGCCGAUAUUGUACACUCGAUUUCCGAUUCCGAUAUCAACCGAUACCAACACGUGUGAGCUGUUUAACUAAUUUUAGGUAACAUCACAUAUCUCCUGUGGUGGAAUUAACACAUCAUGCCUCAUUUUAUUGUGAUGCUCCAGAACUACUUCAACUUCCCCUAAUCAGUACACUUCAGGUGUAUAACUCAUCAUGUUUUUUCAUUUACAAGUCGGAUUUUUCAGUCCCUUUAGGUGGUUGUCACCCCACAUGUGUGCCAUCGCAUACACCAAAGCUUAUCUGAUUCCAACCAGGUUUGUGGUGCAUAUUUAAAGAGUCAUAUGCAUCUUUUUUUUCUCUAUGUUUGUGUUGUGUUGCUCUUGUAAAAUCAAGGCGUUAUUUUAUCAGUUUUCAUGAUUGGCACAAAAAAAUAACAAUUUUGACAGAUAUUACUUUUUUCCACCGAUAUCAGGCCGAUAAUAUUGGAUAAAACCUUGCAUACACACACAUCUGAGUAUUUAAAUGCAAAAUGAUGGGUAACAGCUGGUGUUAUGUAUGCAUCCACCUUUCUACUAUUUGCCCUUUUUGGGGAGUCUGGUGAGAGGAUUAAGCAUUUUCUUGAUUUGUCUUCUCUGAUUUUACGCCAAUAUGCCCAAAAAUGAGGCAUAAGUCAUGGGGAAAACAUCAUAUUUAUGCCUUUUUUCUUUUUCAGUUGUCUCAAGCAACAGUUCACUCUCCCUCCCUCUAUGAGUUGGAAAAUGCCAGCGAAAUCCAGGCAUUAUUUUAUCGGUUUGUAUAAUAGGCAAAAAUUGAUAAUAUUGACAGAUAUUACAUUUUAUGCCGAUAUCAGGCCGAUAAUUUCGGACAUCCCUAUUAACAAUACUAAACCCUUGUUGCAUUUAAAUAUUCACAUCUGAGUAUUUAAAUGCAAAAUGAUGAGUAGCAGCUGGUGCUCUUUGUGCAUCCACUUUUCUACUAUUUGCCCCACUGAGGGGCAGCAGUGGUGCUCUGUAAAACGGGGGUUUUACAGGCUUGGUUGAGGGGAUUAAGCAUUUUUCUGGUUUGUCUCCUCUGAUUUUACACCGUUAUGCCCAAAAAAAUCAUUUCUUCUCUAUUUCAGCUGUGCUCUAAAGUCCCUUUUUCUGACUGAAUUCACGUCAGUCCUUUCUGUUCGACCUUUCUUCAACUGUUUUGAGAACUCGUCGUGUUCACCCUGAGAAAUACCGGUGAAAUAUUUUACUGAUUUCAAGUCAAGAAGAUUGGUAGAAUGUGUUUCUGUAAUUUAUCGUUUUAUGUUGAAUCAUACAAUAAUAUAUGGCAUAAAUAAUUUAUCUAAACUCUCA